This is a messenger RNA of Didymodactylos carnosus, 1035 nucleotides long. The record is from the annotation of a GenBank genome assembly. NCBI's taxonomy places the organism in Eukaryota, Metazoa, Rotifera, Eurotatoria, Philodinida, Philodinidae.
AUGUGCGGAACAAUUGUGGUUGCUGUUGUUCAAAUAUCGAGUACAAUAUCUAUUUUAAUCACGAUAGUAGCUGUAGCAAAACGUCUUGCAUCAGCACAUGUGGUAUUUUUUUCCACGAUAAAUGUAACGGGCUUUAGUUUCCCCUAUGUCUGCCUAAUUGGUAUAUUGCCAACAUUGUUUGGUUUUUCUGGUUACGAAGCAGCUUCACAUUUAUGCGAAGAAACCCGAAAUGCAGAAAAAUUUGCACCAAUUGGUAUACUCGGUACCUGUAUUUGUACAUCGGUCAUUGGCUUUGCUUAUUUAUUAUCAUUAAUGUUUGCUUCAUACAAUCCAUUAGAUCUUGUUCAAAAUAUAUUGAAUCCAAGUGCAGCGGUACAAAUCUAUAAAAUAAGUACACCAUUACCAGUAGCACUUUUAUUUACGGUUCUAUUGAUAAUUAAUUUGUAUUUUGCCGGCAUGUCAGCGACAACUGUAUCGUCUCGAACGGGUUAUGCAAUGGCUCGCGACAGUGUAUUUCCGGGUAGUCGAUGGUUAAAAAUUCUUUAUAAACGAUCACAAACGCCAGUAUUAUGUGUACUUCUUGUGUUUAUGGUUAAUGUCUUAUUAUUGUUGUUAAAUUUGUUUUCAACAACAGCAUUUGCAGCUAUUGUCUCAAUAUCAACAAUUGGCUUUCAAAUUUCAUAUAUGUUACCAAUUCUAUUUCGAAUAACACAUUCGAGAAACACAUUUCUAUUGGGACAAUUUAAUUUAGGCCGAUUCGGUGUACCAAUCGGCGUCUUAAGCGUAUUGUGGUUAUUUAUAACAAGUGUUAUUCUUUUAUUUCCAUUCAAUUAUCCAAUAACAGCUCAAAAUAUGAAUUGGUCUAUUGUUGUUAUUUCUGGAAUAACAAUAAUUGCUGGCCUCUAUUGGAUAUUGUCAGCUCGACGUCGGUUUGUUGGACCAAAACGAAUGGAACGUUUUCGAAAGCCAACAAUUACGACGCUUGUUGCUGUCUCAGCAAUAAUAACAGAAGAGAUUAUCGAGACCAGACUAUAG